AAGUCCACAAUAAAGACGGACUCAUCAGCAGCAGCGCUGUCAGUAUAUAUUUGAAGCUUGAACGAUGCGCUUCCUCUCGUUACAUCGCUUUUUUUUAUUUGUGCAUUUUAACGAAAAUGUUAUCGAACGUGAAUUUUUGUGCUAUGAAAUAUGGAAAGAUUUGGGCGCAGUGACCUGAGACCGGCCUUAUUCUGUAAGAAAUUGCAUCUUGAACCUGGACUGAGAUAAGGCCGCGCCAUGACGUCACGGCUGGACCGUUUGUUCGUGCUGCUGGAGGCGGGCGCGGGUGCGGCAACGCGGCGCGCCGCGGCGAGGCAGCUCGGCGAGGUCCAGAAGGCACACCCUGAGGAGCUGCACCGGCUGCUCCACCGCCUGAUGAAGCAUCUGCGCUCGCCCGCGUGGGAGACCAGGGUCGCCGCCUCGCAGGCAGUGGAAGCGAUCCUAACGAACGUUCCACAAUGGCACCCCCCGCCCUUCACCGGCAAGAAAGAGGAAAAAUCCGAAUGCGACGGGCGUCUACGAUGCGAGACAUUCGACAUCGAGAAGGUUCUCCGACAUGGCGCACACCUCAUGGGCUCGGAGGGCCACGAGUACGAUCUCGAUGAGGAGGCUCUCAAUGCUGCCGACAUAAACGAGCGUCUAUCACGACAGCGGCAGCAGCUCAACGCCCGCCUCGGCCUGGAGGUGGCGUCCAGUCUAGGCGUGGAUCUGACCACGGCGCUGUACACCAACGACGACCUCUGUCCCGCCAAGCCAGCGCCAGUCAAGACUGAAGUGAUCAGGAGGCCAGUGCAAGAGCUAGUCCCGUCGUCAUCCAAGCCGCUCAGCUCUCGCGAGAUGAACCUAGCGAAACGGAAAGCGCGACAAGCAGCUUUCUCCAAACAGAAGUCGCGCGACUGCGAGGAGCCGCCCGCGCCGCCCACGCCGCCGGUGGAGCCGGAUCGGAAGAAGAUCAAGCUGGAGGUCGACGAGUUUAACUUGGAGCAGUCGCUAGCAGUGCCAGACUGCUCCGGAGCGUGGGGCGAGAGUUCCAGCUGGCCGCUGGAGAGCUGGUGCGGCGCGCUGCAGGCGACGCUGUUCAGCGCGGCGUGGGAGGCGCGCCACGGGGCCGCCUCGGCGCUGCGGGAGCUGCUGCGCGCGCCCGUCGCCGCCUCGGCGGGGCAGGCGGCCGGCGACAGCCCGCAGCAGAUGGAGGACGCCCACCAAGAAUGGCUCGAAGACAUGGCGCUGAGGUUGCUUUGCGUUCUUGCGUUGGACCGCUUCGGAGACUUUGUGUCAGAUCAGGUGGUGGCUCCGGUGCGCGAGACGUGCGCGCAGACGCUGGGCGUGGCGCUGGCGCAGCUGCGCGCGCCGCGCGUGCGCGCCGUGGCCGCGCUGCUGUCGGCGCUGGCCGCGCAGCCGCAGUGGGAGGCGCGCCACGGCGCGCUGCUCGGCUUCAAGUACCUGCUGGCCGCCAGACAGGAAGUAGCGUGCGAGAGCGGUGUGAUUGAGCACCUGAUAUCCGGGCUGAGUGACCCCGCGGAGGACGUGUCGGCCGUGGCGGCGGGCGCGCUGGCCCCGGCCGCGGCGGCGCUGGCCUCGGCGCGGCCCGAGGUGCUGCCCGCCGUCGUGGCGCGCCUGUGGCAGCUGCUGCAUGACCAGGAUGACCUUGCUUCGCCUGCCAAUUCCUACAUGGCAUUGUUGGCUUCUCUAAUGGCCAUGCCGAAAGCGGCCAAGCUCCUGCACCCCAUCGACUUGGCCGACGUCCUGCCGAGGCUUUGGCCGUAUUUAGACCACUCCACCAGCUCGGUCAGAAAAGCUUCCCUCCAAACACUGCGGACCCUCACGAGACCCCUAGUCACGGAGGUUCCACACACGAAUGGCAAUGGCCAGACCAGCAAUGGAGAGGUCGCAAAAACAAUAAACGAUGUCCAAUAUUUAAUGUGGACCCCUGAACUACUACAAGAGGCUAUGAGACACGUUUACCAAAGAAUUUUGUUUGAGCACGUUGGCGAUAUACAGAUGAUCGCCGUUCAAGUUUGGGAGAAUCUCCUGCGCUACGCUCCACUUGGAGUAGUGUUAGUUGCAGCCUGCCCGUUGCUAGCUACCUGGCUAUGCCUCGCCAUGCAGCCGGCCAGGUUACCUGUAGCACCUAAUCUCUUACUUCAGCCGCCUCCCAAAGAAAAGCGCGCGCCAACUAAGCCGAGCCAAUUAGGAGAAGGCUUGCCGCCUGAAGUGCGGCCCAAUCAGAAAUGGUUCCUAGGUGGAAGCGAAUCUCAACCUACCUGCGUUCGUGAUAAGAACGUGACUCGAGCGCGCUGCCUCGCUGCCGAGAUCCUAGGGUAUCUGUCCUGUUAUCUAGUACAACCGGCUCCCGGUAUUGAGUACAAACCUGAAGACGAAAGCCCUAUAGACUGUUUCGUAAAAGUGUUGUUAGUGCAUUUGAGAUCGUCGAGCGCGCUGCAGCGGCUAGUAGCAGGCCUAGUAGUUUCCGCGUGGGCGCGACGUUCCUUACACCACAAUCUCUUUCCCCCUCCGAUAUUCGGUGAAAAACGAGACGACAUUACCGACGAUCCUAUAAGUCGACUAGCUCCACCCCCACUAACAAUAACUUUACACGCGUCUCUCAACCAAGCGCUAUACUACGAUGAAGUCGCGCUGAACUGCAAUAGAAUACUUCAAGAAGCUAGAGAUUUACUCGCCAUGAUGAAGCACUACAAACUACCUGUGGACGGCGAAGAAUUCAACAACAUCCUUCGUCUCGAACAAGUAAUUCAUAUGACAACAGUUACAGAGCCUAUGGUGGCGUCUCUAAAACUGAAACGGGUAGUUACGACUUUAGAGGAGCGCCGAAAGAAUCUCCAAACCGCCGUGAACCAAUGCGCGACAGAACAAACUAUUCUGAACAUUUCAGUACAAGCUGCUUUAGCUGGAGCUUGUGCUAGCUUAAACUCUUUACCGGAGAAGUUGAACCCAGUGGUGAGGCCGCUAAUGGAGAGUAUAAAGAAGGAAAUGUGGGAGGAGCUGCAGGCGCAGUCGGCGGAGUCGCUGGCGGCGCUGGCGGCGCGCCUGGUGUGCCGCGAGCCUAGCCCUAAUAACAAGAUAUUGCACAACUUGAAGGCAUUUCUGAGAUGUGACCCUGAGUUCACGCCGCACGUGUCUUUGGCGGAGAACACGGACGAAAACGGAGACUCUGGGAGCGGCGACAGCGGAGCGGAGGGGAAGGCGGAAAAGGCAUUGCAUGGACCUACUAUGGACGCCUACGUGGGCAUCUUGACCCUGUGGGAGCAGCAGCGCGCGGCGGUGCAGGUGUCGCCGCGCCGCGGCCGGCCGCCGCAGCUGCCCGCCGUGCCCGACGUGCCGCUCGACGCGCUGCACGACCGCGAGGACGAGAACCGAAAAAAGCUUCGUAUUCAACGAAGAGGGGCGACGCUAGCUUUCACUAGUCUCACGAGAUACUUCGGCGACGAGAUGCCGGAGAAACUGCCGAAGCUUUGGGAGUUCAUCACGGAACCGUUCGCGAAUGUCAUGACUGAUAGUGAGUUAGAAAACGUGGACGUGGAAGCCUCCGAAGAGCUAAUCUCCCGCCUGCAGGUGUUCGAGGCGGUGUGCGCGUCGCUGGCGCCGGCGGCGUGGGCGGCGACGAGAAGCGGCGCGGGCGCGGGCGCGCGGCUGGCGCGCCACGCGCACACCGCCGUGCGCCACAUGGCGGCGCGCGCGCUGGCCGCCAUGGCCAAGCGCGACCCGCACUACGUCAUGGCCACCGUUGUCAAAGAUCUCGUGCCAGCCCUGAGCGACAUGAGCGCCGUCCGCGUCCGCUGCGGCAGCGCCGAGGCCCUGUCCAGGGUUGUCGAGGCGCUGCAGCUACAAGUGGUGCCCUACAUUGCAUUGCUCGUCAUACCUCUAUUAGGUCGUAUGAGCGACCACUGCGAGGCCGUCCGCGUGAUGUCCACCCGCUGCUUCGCGUCGCUCAUCCAACUCAUGCCUCUCGACGGCGCCGCGCCCGAACCGGAGGGCCUGUCUCCAGAGCUCCGCGCACGGCGGCUUAGCGACAAGCGCUUCCUGGAUCAACUGUUCAAUCCUCGCUCCAUCCAGGAUUAUAAAGUGCCUGUGCCUGUGGCUGCAGAACUCAGAAGCUACCAGCAGGCGGGCGUGAACUGGCUCCGCUUCCUCAACGAGUACAAGCUGCACGGCGUGCUGUGCGACGACAUGGGCCUGGGCAAGACGCUGCAGUCCAUCGUGGUGGUGGCGGCCUCGCACGCCGAGCGCGCCGCGCGCCGCGAGCCCGCCGCCCCUAGUCUCGUGGUGUGCCCGCCCACGCUCACCGGGCACUGGGUGUUCGAAGUGAACAAGUUCAUCUCCUCCAAGUACCUGAAGCCGCUCCAGUACGUGGGCCCGCCCGUGGAGCGCGAGCGGCUACGCAGCCACGUCAAGAACUACAACCUGAUCGUGGCGUCCUACGACAUCGUGCGGAAGGACAUUGACUUCUUCAGCGCCAUCAAGUGGAACUACUGCAUCCUGGACGAGGGCCACGUGAUCAAGAACGGCAAGACCAAGGCGUUCAAAGCCAUAAAGCAACUAGUCGCUAAUCAUAGGUUAAUACUGUCCGGAACGCCCAUACAGAACAACGUGCUAGAACUGUGGUCGCUGUUUGACUUCCUGAUGCCCGGCCUGCUGGGCACGGAGCGGCAGUUCACGGCGCGCUACUCGCGGCCCAUCCUGCUGGCGCGCGACGCCAAGGCCACGCCGCUGCAGCUGCAGGCCGGCGCGCUGGCCUGCGAGGCCCUGCACCGGCAGGUGCUCCCAUUCCUACUGCGGCGCGUAAAAGAAGACGUGCUAAAAGAACUCCCGCCGAAGAUCACACAAGACUACUACUGCGAGCUGUCGCCGCUGCAGCGCCGCCUGUACGAGCAGUUCAGCAAGCACCUGCCGCCGCAGGUCACCCGCCAGCAACACGUAUUCCAGUUCCUCCACUACCUGCAGAACGUGUGCAACCACCCGAAGCUGGUGCUGACGCCGGAGCACCCCGAGUACGGCAAGGUCCAGCUGCAGCUGUCCGCGCAGCGCUCCAGCCUCGACGACAUCGAGCACGCCGCCAAGCUGCCGGCUCUCAAGCAACUCCUCCUAGACUGCGGCAUCGGCGUAACCCCGGACGCCGGCGACACGGGCGCCGUGGUGUCGCAGCACCGCGCACUCGUCUUCUGCCAGCUCAAGAAGAUGCUGGACAUCGUGGAGCGGGACCUCCUGCAGAAGCAUUUACCCUCCGUCACCUACCUGCGGCUGGACGGCUCCGUGCCGCCGCAGCAGCGCCACGCGCUCGUCACCAGGUUCAACAACGACGUGUCCAUCGACCUGCUGCUGCUGACCACCACGGUGGGCGGGCUGGGCCUGAACCUGACCGGCGCGGACACGGUGAUCUUCGUGGAGCACGACUGGAACCCCAUGAAGGACCUGCAGGCCAUGGACCGCGCGCACCGCAUCGGCCAGCGCCGCGUCGUCAACGUCUACCGCCUCGUCACGCGCGCCACGCUCGAGGAGAAGAUCAUGGGAUUACAAAAAUUCAAGCUCCAAACAGCGAACACGGUGAUCAGCAGCGAGAACGCCGCCAUGGAGACCAUGGGCACCGAGCAGCUGCUGGACCUGUUCCAGCCCUCGCCCUCCCCCUCGUCCCACACCCCCCACGCCCCCUCCGCCGGGCCCUCCGCGCCGGACGCGCUGCCCGACCUGUGGGACGACCGCCAGUACGAGGAGGAGUAUGACAUGUCCAAUUUUAUAAGGGGACUCAACACGUUGAAGGAGUAACUGUAGAGGCUUACACCAAAUCUUAGGCGCUCUUCACGCUGCGUGAACACACGCCGCUCUAAUGUGCGAGCGGGACAUACCCGGGUAACGCUGUCUCGCUCACACGCCGGAGCGACGCGCGGAUCCGUAUCGGUGGGGUAAUCGUAUAUGUAAGGUCUGUUCGAAUAUUUAUAGCCGAGAUUUCGGUUUUAAUUAGUAAGGUUAGUUAUGAAAGUGUAGUGAAGUGCCAACAUUACACUAAAAUGCGAAUUAAUUUUCCAAAUUUGUAUACAUAUAUUUCUAUACGGGUGGCCCAAAAAUAUGUUGACAAUUUUAUUAACUGCGACAUAUUAUUAAUAAUUUUAAGAAACGUUUUCGUUUGUGUAUCAUAACUUAACCCCUUUUUAAGAUAAUUUUUUUUCUUACCUCAAAAGAGUCAAAAAUAGUGGUAAUUAACUUUUUCUUCCCAAAUGCUAGAGUUCCUAUAAUAUCUAAUAUUGCGGUACAAUAAUAUGUAUACGACACAGCGCAUAAGUCACCUACUCAGAUUUAAUUUUGAAUGGAAAAAGUUACCACUAGUUUUGAGGUUAUAAAAUUUGUAAUAUGAAAAAACAGACUAUAAAGGAAGAGUAAUACGUUUUGUUUUACUUAAAUGACUAUAGUUUAAAAAAAUAUUCACAUUUUGUUAAAAGGUGUAUGAAACGUAUUUCUUAAAAUUCUUUGUCAAUGUAAUUUUGGGCCUGUAGAAAUGUCGAUCUUCGCUAAGAAGGUCGCAAAAAAAUUAAGCAAAUCACCUGUCGUAAUAGUGGUAUAUAUCCAAUUUGUUUAACAUUCAUAAAUGCAACACGAAAACAAUAAUAAAUCAAUUUUUAUAAAAUAAAACAAAAAACUGUCUGAAAGUUAUAAGAGGCGUCACUGAGUGGUCUCUGUUUAAAUGUAUGUUAAGAUUAAGAACGCACUUAAAAUUUUAUUAUAAACUUGCGACCCGCACUUCGCACGGGUUUCACACAACCUUAACAAAUUAUUCACCUAAACCUUCCUUAAGAAUCACUCCAUUUGUAGGUGAAAACCGUAUGACAACCCGUUCAGUAGUUUUUGAGUCUAUCUCGAACAUACAGAUACAGACAGCCGCGCCGGGGGACUGUUUAAUAAGGUGUAGUGAUUAGAUAUUCAUAGCCAAAAGAAACAGUUUUAUAAGUAGCAAUAGUGAACCAACAACAGCUUUAGCAAGUUGCCUUAGUAAAUGUUAUCCGUAGCCAGAGAACUUUCACAUACUGAGAUAGGGACACCAAGAUAAGUCGGCAGCGAUUUUGAUAGCCCAGAUGGUGCAGGUGUUAUUUUAAAUGUCAAACUUCUAUGACAUUAUGACGUUUACUUGACACUUGCACCUUCUGGGCUAUCAAAACCGCUGCCAACUUAUCUUGGUCUAACUCUUCGCUGUUUAUUAUGAAAAAAUAUAUCAAAUGUUAAAAACAAGAUCAAUUUCUUUAUAUACAUCUCUACCGCUCAUCCAUAUUCGUACGAUAGAGACGCAGAUAACGAAAUUUCGAUUUUCUUUUCUCGCGGUAGGCCCUCAUUUUUUUAUAUAUAUUAGUAAUGCGUCUCUUUAGGAUUAUAAUGUCUUAAUUAAUUUCUGAACCUUACACACGCAUUGGGUGAUGUCAAAAGCACAUAUUUAAGCAUUAUUUGUAGCGAUUUUGUACGUUUUGACUACGUGUUAAAGUAAAUAGAAUAUUGAAUACGAAAAAUUAUUAUAAAUAUGUUUGAUAGUAUUGGUGCGUGAAAAGGCGUACUCUAGAUGAUAAAUUUAUCUGUUCCAAUAGUCUACAGUACAUUCGCCAUCAUAUAUAUCGGAGCGGCCCUCGUGCUCAAAUAUAUCUGAACACGCACUCUAACACCUUGACAAUAGAGGCGUGUUCAGAUAUUUGUGAGCACCUUGGCCGCUCCGAUAUAUGUGAUAGCGACUGUACCUCCGGUAUAAGGGCGUGUUUACAAUGGGCCGCCUGACGCAUUCGAUAGAAGCGAAAGGCGGGGAGCUGUUUAGUGUUUAGUUUAUUUGAUUAUAUAAGUUUUAAUACCUUCAUUAAACGUUAAUGACGUCAAUAACAUCGCAAAUUGUGAUUCUCUAGCUUACACUAGUAAGUUCCUUAUAUAGGAAAUACCUCAAUCCUUCUCUUUAUUUAUUGUUAGAACUAAGAAAGACAGUCAUUGAUUUAGUCAUUUUCGUAGAUUUAGAGUGUGUUACGCUUAGUUAUUAUUGUACCUGCUCAAAUAAAAACGAACUUUGGACUUGACUUUUGUAUGCAAUAUUUCAGAGCCGCUAGUGUAAAUUUAUUCGAUAGCGAAACGUGAUGUACGCGUUUGCGUUAAGUGUCAUUUUGUAUGGGAUUUUGAGUUUCCAAAACGUCCCGCUUGGCGCGCUGUUUCUAAAUCCCAUACAAAAUGAGACUUAACGCAAACGCACACUAGAGGUACUGUUUAAUUUCAAUAGUGUUGGGCAUUAAAAAAUCCUUACCCCGUUACGGUUACUUUUUUUCUUUUUGUAUGUAAGUGUGUGGAUGUGUUUGAAAUAAAAUAAAGACAUGUUUUGUG
This is a messenger RNA of Cydia pomonella (codling moth), 8352 nucleotides long. It is a transcript of the gene Hel89B, whose product is annotated as TATA-binding protein-associated factor 172. The record is from RefSeq and is a predicted model, not a curated record. Gene Ontology annotation, molecular function: TBP-class protein binding; ATP binding; ATP hydrolysis activity. The coding region runs from base 238 to 5781 and encodes 1847 amino acids. NCBI's taxonomy places the organism in Eukaryota, Metazoa, Arthropoda, Insecta, Lepidoptera, Tortricidae. The transcript is spliced from 27 exons.